AUGAACCCAUCAUGUCAGCUCCGUCAAUGGGCUCCACAGGAUAUAAGUCGAUUAAUGAAAGUAAAAGGGACCAUUCAGGAUGUCGAUGGAGAAUGUUCGUUCAAGGUGUCUGGACUGUCUCGCACCUGCCAGAUUGCUCCGCAUUACCGUAUCCCGCUUCAUGCGCUGAACAAGAAGUUUGGUCUCUACAAGAAGAUUGUGGCCCACCUCGACGCUUCAUCCCACAAAAAUGCUACUUAUAUGCGUGAUAUGUAUUUAUCGACCAUUGACUACAUGAAUAAUGUCCGCAUUGCGUUCUUGGAGGAUGCUGCUGGAUCCACAGAUGCAUUGUGCGGAGAUUUCAGAUCUCCAGUGCUCGAUUAUUACCUGUGGUUGGAUCACACAACCAGUGGCUUUCAUGCCGAGUGUCGUCAGGCCUUGAAAGAGAGUCAUGGGGUGACCUUCGAAGGUCUGCAGAAUUCAACAUGUCCAGACAUACUCAAAUUUCUCAAUUGGAAUGCUUAUCACAAUAACGAGUGCAAAGAGCAUGAUUACUGUGGUGCAUUGCAGGGCUGUGGGAGUGGUGAGGAUAUCGAGCAACUGCUGAAUGCAGUAGACGCCUCCCUUACCGAUGAUCCUGAUCCUGUAGAAGAUCCAGAAGGCGUUACAGAGUCUAUUGGCGCCAUCGACAUGGAUGUUGUAUCCACUCCAAUUGGAACUGAAUCUAAUAGUGUAGAUAUGCCAUCAAGUAAAUUUCCACAAUUCCCGCUUCCUUUCGAUCGGAAUUUGCAAAGGAUGUCUCUGCAAACACUUGGUGAUAGUGCACGUCAGAUCCUCAUCGGCGGGUUCGGAAGAUGGUUGCCUAGCCAUAUUGCUAUGCGCUUUCGAGAAAUCCAAGGACUAGAUCACAACGAGACUUUAGAGAAUCUGAUGGAGAAUGGGUUACUCAUCACAGCACGAAAUCAAGAAGAAUUCUGUGAGAUUUUCGGCAUGGUGGAAAUGAUGGCAAAGUGCCAGGAGUUAUCGGUUGACCGUGGUGGCAUGGCACGUUUCUUCACUGCAGUUGGCCGUGGACUCUACACAUCACACCAGGGUUCUAAAUGCUCUGUCGAGUAUGGUCAACAUUUUCCAUCGUCAUUCGCAUACAUGCGGUCAUUUGUAGAAUGCGAGGUGCAGACAGAAGAUUGUGAUAUACUUAUAACGGUGGACGCACAUGACCAUUCACCUGAUUCUGGACCUCGGUAUGAAGCGGACAUUCAGUCCUGCAACGACCAUCCACACAUCUCUUCAGACGAUGUGUGCUCAUUCGUGGAAUGCGAGGUACAGACAGAGGAUUGUGAUGUACCUAUGAAGAUGGACGGACCUCAGAAUGAAGUGGACAUACAGAUCCACGACGACCAUACACACCUCUCCGAAGAGGAUGUGCGCUCAUUCGUGGAAUGCGAGGUACAAACAGACCUUGAUACACAAGGUGAAUCACAGACCAUCCACUCCAAUCAUCCUUCGGACCAAGGAUAUCCAGCGGACCUUCAUCAAUUUGAUUCUGCAGUCAUCUCACAGCACAACGAAGAAUUUGACCUGACAUACAUGGAUCUCACAGGAUUCCCUGAACCACCAGAGAGCUCUGGUGAACAUUGUAGUGACGUCGUAGAUUCGUCCACAAAGCUCGAUCUGGAUAGACUUCACAGCAUCGCUCACGAGGAGAAUAAAGUAUCCAACAUCGAUCUUUCACCUGGAUGGCAAGAAAUAAAUGAUCAAGACACGUUUCAGGAUGUAGAUUUAUCUACCUCCCCUCCACUUAAAUCAAGACUGCGCGAACGAAAUACAAGCAGAGCACCCGAAAUAAAGAGAGAAACAAGGCGUAUGGAACAGCCUGACUCCAAGCACUCACGACCCGUGGUGUUUGCUACCAACAGGAAAGCGCAUAGAGGAAAGCCAAAGGCGGUCAACCAAAAAUUAAGAUCGCCGCAAUACACCAUGAAAGACCUGAUUCGUGAAUCUCAGACAGAGUGGACGAACGACACGCCUUUCAUCGACGCCUUUCUCACGGACCCGCAGGCAUACAAAUUUAUCAACUCUACCAUUGAAUCAGAUCAUGAAUCGUGGUUGGCUAUUGCUCGACAUAUUGCUGUACUGUCUAUGGUCAUGUCUAUCGAAUUCUGGUUCAAGGAUGUUGCAACAGAGUGCCGCCAGGCAUUCACGCAUGACAACCAGGAUGUCGCACUAUCGCCAUUGUCACAUCGCGUUCUUGUUGAACUCUCUACCAGGGCAAUGGUCGAUGAGCUUUCUGCGCACCAUGUCUUACAAAGUAUCUUGAGUUCCGACAAUGGAAAAUGUGCGAAUGCAAUUCUUCGAUACCUGCUACGCUCCUCUCAGAAUCACGACAAUGACCCAUAUGCACCUGGCCUUCGUGUGCUUGCAUCAGCUGUGAUGAAGCAUGCUACGAUUGAUCGGUUGGCUUAG
Molecule: messenger RNA, 2442 nt
Organism: Suillus plorans
Lineage: Eukaryota; Fungi; Basidiomycota; Agaricomycetes; Boletales; Suillaceae
Exons: 8
Coding region: 1-2442 (813 amino acids)
Source: RefSeq, a predicted model, not a curated record